AGCCCGCAAGAUGACCAUCAACACCCUGGCUAAAGGAGGCUGGCACCGGGAGCAAAUGACAUGCUUUCGAAAGAUGGAGAAAGUGAUUGUGGCCAUGCAGGACCCUGACAUGGGCAUGAAGAUGAGAAACCAGAGACUUCUUAUCACUGUCAUCCCACACGCCAUGACAGGCCGUGACAUAAUUGACUGGCUGAUCCAGAAAUAUAAUAUCUGUGAGGAGGAGGCAUUGCAUCUCAGUGGCAUGCUGGUGAAAUACGGGUAUAUUUACCCUCUCAAGGAGCCGAGAUCUCUCAUAUUGAAACCUGAUGAGUCGCCCUAUCGCUUCCAGACUCCUUACUUCUGGACCAGUACCCGAUGGCCUGCCUCAGAGCUGGAUUAUGCAAUCUAUUUGGCUAAAAAGAACAUAAGAAAACAAGGAGAACUGAUGGAAUAUGAAAAGGAGAGGUACAGCGUGUUACAUAAGAGAAUCAACCACACCUGGGACUUUGUGGUGAUGCAAGCCAGAGAGCAACUCAGAGCGUCCAAACAGAGGCGGAAGGCGGACCGCAUUGUUCUAGAGUGUCAGGAGCAGGCCUACUGGCUCAUCAACAGACCUCCGCCCGGGGCACCGAAUGUGUUGGACAUGGGUCUGGAGAGACCAAAUAACUUCAGCGCCCGAGUAACAGUGAACAGCGAGUACUACAAAAAUGAGAUUGAAACCAGCAGAAGGGCCCUCGGAAGAAACCGUGUCAAAUCAUCCAUCUGCCUCGAAGGUUUUGUGAAAUACAGUGAACAGUACCAGAACCACGACCCCAUUAUGCAAGGCUGCCUUCCCAGUAACCCCUGGAUCUCUGACGACACCGCGCACUGGACGAUGAAUUCUGAAAUGUGA
Plectropomus leopardus (leopard coralgrouper) is the source of this 871-nucleotide messenger RNA. The record is from RefSeq and is a predicted model, not a curated record. NCBI's taxonomy places the organism in Eukaryota, Metazoa, Chordata, Actinopteri, Perciformes, Serranidae.